Molecule: messenger RNA, 639 nt
Organism: Anneissia japonica
Lineage: Eukaryota; Metazoa; Echinodermata; Crinoidea; Comatulida; Comatulidae
Product: late histone H2A.2.2-like
Exons: 3
Coding region: 87-488 (133 amino acids)
Cellular component (GO): nucleosome
Molecular function (GO): DNA binding; structural constituent of chromatin; protein heterodimerization activity
Source: RefSeq, a predicted model, not a curated record
UUUAUCGUAUUUAACACAGCGGCAGCAUUGAAAGCACUACGCAUUCUAUACCUAAUAUCAAUACCAGUACAAAUUGAUUUCAGAACAUGUCUGGCCGAGGGAAAGGCGCUAAAGCAAAAUCCGUCAAGAGCGUCAGCAGAAGCCAGAAGGCUGGUCUUCAGUUUCCCGUAGGAAGAAUUGCUAGGUAUCUCAGGAAAGGAAAAUUUAGCCAACGUAUCGGCAGUGGAGCCUCUGUAUAUAUGGCGGCCAUAUUGGAAUAUCUAUCUGCUGAGAUUCUCGAGCUGGCGGGCAAUGCAGCACGCGACAACAAGAAAAGCCGUAUUGUACCGAGACAUAUCCAGCUAGCCAUUCGCAACGACGAAGAGUUGAAUAGGCUUCUAUCCGAUGUCACUAUUGCACAGGGCGGUGUGUUGCCGAAUAUACAGUCUGUGCUGUUGCCGAAAAAGACUGCUACGAAAGCACGGAACACGGACAGCCAGGUCGUGUGAGCGUCGAAUUUCUACUAGCAGUAACGAAAAUAUAUAAGCUGUCUUUUUAAUCGCAAUAGGCUACAAAUAAAGUACUAAAUAACGUCUUAUAAAUCUGUUAUACUAUUAGUUUAGGCCUUUUUAUCUAGUUUUAUUAAAAUAUUUUGAUGUA